Aspergillus oryzae RIB40 is the source of this 1854-nucleotide messenger RNA. RefSeq lists its product as uncharacterized. Gene Ontology annotation, cellular component: chromatin. Gene Ontology annotation, molecular function: zinc ion binding; RNA polymerase II cis-regulatory region sequence-specific DNA binding; DNA-binding transcription factor activity, RNA polymerase II-specific. The coding region runs from base 1 to 1854 and encodes 617 amino acids. Gene Ontology annotation, biological process: DNA-templated transcription; regulation of transcription by RNA polymerase II. The transcript has 4 exons. NCBI's taxonomy places the organism in Eukaryota, Fungi, Ascomycota, Eurotiomycetes, Eurotiales, Aspergillaceae. The record is from RefSeq and is a predicted model, not a curated record.
AUGUUUCGUUGCUCGCAGUGUGACAAGUCAUACCAGAGAAAAGCGCAUCUGCUGCGCCACGAGUUGACACAUUCCGGCCAGGCCGCUUCCGUGUGCCCCUUUUGCAAGAAGUCUUUCUUGAAACCGGAGGUUGCUCGACGACAUAGUAAAGCAUGUGCGAUCAAAUACAACCAACAGCCCGCCCCGGCAGCCAAACCCGGGCGGAAAAGGCAGUCCUGCGAUCAAUGCUUCGCCACGAAAAGAGCGUGUGACAAAGGUUCACCAUGCUCUCGCUGCCAAUCACUCGGCCAGCAAUGCACAUUCGAGUCUCAGCAAGAAUCUUCAAUUGGAAGUCCUUGCCCGACUGAUGUCUCACUAUCGCCAUCAGUGCAAUCGCCCACUCCAUCAAAGGAGGAAUCGCAGUUUUCGUUCCUUCGGCAUUUCACUGACCCCUGUGUGGAGAGAGACAGACUCGCAAUCGGAACAACAGCAGAAUGUUCUGUGCGGAGAAAUCUGGAAAGCCUCUAUUCCCAUCUCGAGGAUGCAUUGGUACCGCCCGAUCCUAUGGCGGCUAAUUUCGGUGAUAUCCCUGGUGCCGAAAUGUUCUUCCGUCCUCCAUUGAUCACGGAUGAAUAUUUCCCUACUGAUCUUCUAAGCUACGGUCCUACAAAAUUAUCAGAGCAGCUACACGAACUAAUGAUGGAACUAAUUGAGACCUCUAAAUCAAUGAGACCUGACGACACUGAGGAUCCCCAGCUGCAACUCGAUAUUGCACAGCUGGCUCCACUAUUCACAGUAUCUAACGUUGCGAUCUUUAUCUCAGUGUUUUUCCAUUCUCUUUAUUGGCACCUACCAGUGGUGCAUUUUCCCACAUUCGACCCGGGCAAUGUUUCUAACCCACUGUUGCUCUCAAUCUUCUUAACUGGUGCAACAUAUAGUAGCUCAUUGGAUGAAGCGGCACUAUUACCCAGGGUUCUUGACGUGGCCGAAGAGCAUGUAUUCCGAAAGAUCACAACCCUAUCAACACAGGUUGCCCCACCCACUCACGACCUCACACGCCAAAUACCUACGAUUCAGCUCCUCCAAGCUGCGCUAAUCAUCGAAAUGCUCCAAUUUGGCCAGGAACGCGUUGAAACAAGACGACGCAUUCGUAUCAUCCGUCAUCCAAGUCUGGUAUCUCUUAUGCGUUGCUUGGGAAUUUUCCAGCUGAAGCGGUCUGCACCCCCCACAGUCUGCACUGGAGAUGAUAGUACAUGGAGAGCAUUAGUCACAGAGGAAGUCUGUAUACGACUUGCUUCUUGGGUCUUCCUGGCAGACGGCUUCCUUACGGUGUGCUUCAAAAACCGACCCACCAUAUCUAUUUUCGAGAUGGAAUGUCCCUUCCCAUGGAGAACAGAGCUAUGGGAAGCCGAGAAUGCAUCUGCCUUUAGUCGCAUCGCUGCAACGGAUGAAGCCAAGCUGCCUAUGCCUUCUGUAAGGGAAGCAAUCCGGCUGUUACUCGAUAAUUCCGAGCCUGGGCCCUUGCCGUCCAGCCUCCCCCUUUCCGCAGAGCAUCUAUUGAUCAUGAUAUACGCAUUGAAUUCCCUGGCAUUCCUAGCCAGAACCGACUUCUUCGGCUCUGUACCACUCAAGAAAAUCAAAUCAGCCGCCAACAAAUGGAAGCAGAUAUGGAACUCCGUAUAUCAGGAUUCAAACAACGACCAAAUGCUCCUACUGGGAUAUCCCAAACACGCAGAAGAGCUGUGGCUCCUAUUAACAACGAUGCUUGACAUCGCCACCGAGAAUUCCACGAAGCUCCCGUAUCUGGACAACGCCGCGACAGAUGAUCUGGGGAAACUGAACGAAUUCAUUCAAUGGUGUUGUAGAGAUACAUAA